Molecule: messenger RNA, 6250 nt
Organism: Clupea harengus (Atlantic herring)
Lineage: Eukaryota; Metazoa; Chordata; Actinopteri; Clupeiformes; Clupeidae
Gene: map3k4
Product: mitogen-activated protein kinase kinase kinase 4
Biological process (GO): protein phosphorylation; MAPK cascade
Molecular function (GO): ATP binding; protein kinase activity
Source: RefSeq, a predicted model, not a curated record
GAGUUGCCGUAGCAAAUUCUAGCAAUGAUUUCUGUCACUCCCUCAGCGAUCGCUGGAAAGAUGGCGUCAGUGCACACAGAGGCGAGCCACAACUCUGCAGGCGGAUAGACAGUGUGCAACGGAGGACGCAGAUCGGCACACCCUUGCAAAAGAUCGUGCAAUUCUCAACAAUCUUUGCGUUAUCAUGGUUGGAUCAAUGCAUUUAUAAAGGGGACCCAUUCUAGCAUCGCCCCGCAAUGGAGCCGCCUGACCACGGCAGGGAUGAGGAGGACGAGCCCCCAAAAGAUGUGCUUGGCCGCCACCCCGAGGUGGACGAGUUGUCGGACGAGCCCAGCCAGGAAGAGGAGGCCCUCUACGGCACGUCACCCCCCCGCACCCCCCGGCAGAUGAAACGCAUGUCCGGCAAACACCAUAGAACCCAGGGCAGGGCCACCGGACGGUCCCCCAACAAAGAGAAACUGGCCCCCCCUAGCCCUUCCACCUCCUCCUCCUCAUCCUUGUCGUCAUCUCACCCAAGAGAGCGUGUUGGCGAGGGCACCAAGUCGGCCGAGCCUCUGCCCGAGGAGCACAGCUACAGGCAGGGCAAGAAGCAGCGCUCCACACUGCGCUCCAACGAGCGCGACACCAAGAAGACCUUCCAGGGCUCCUUCAUGCUGGACCCACUGGGCAAGAGCGGCCCGUACGGCAGCAACACCCUCGGCAUGGACCCACGCAAGCCCUACCUGAGCCUGGGCUGCGGCAGCGGCAAGCUGCCUGUCAGCAUGCCCCACGGCCACGCCCUGCCGCGGCCGCACCGGCAGACAUCGCGCACCGACUGCCCGGCCGACCGGCUGAAGUUCUUCGAGACGCUGCGGCUGCUGCUCAAGCUCACCUCCAUGUCGUCCAAGAAGAAGGAGAAGGAGCAGCAGCGCGGCAUGGAGAACACCAACCUGCUGGGCCAGAGCAAGGAGGUGGUGUGGCUGGAGCUGCAGGCCUGGCACGCGCGCCGCACCGUCACCGACCAGGACCUCUUCCUGUUCACCGAGCGCCAGGCCAUCCCCGACAUCAUCAACGAGGUGCUGCACUUCAAGGUGGACUACAGCGGCCUGGGCCUGGGCGGCUCGGGGGGCAAGCGCUCGACGGGGACGCCCGUCAAAGCCGAGAGGGGGCUGCGGCAGGAGAGCCUGUGUGGAGCGGCGGGGUCCUGGCCGGAGGUGGAUACUGCGGCGCCGCUGGGCUGGGGCGCGGAGCGCCGCGAGCACCUGCAGCGGCAGCGGGUGGCCUUCGAGCAGGUGCGCCACGUCAUGCUGCUGCUGGAGACGGUGGAGGCGCUCUACCCGUCGCUGCAGACGCUGCAGAAGGACUACGAGAAGUACGCGGCGGUCGACUUCCAGGGCCGCGUUCAGGCGCUCUGCCUCUGGCUCAACAUCACGCAGGACCUCAACCAGAAGCUGCGCGUCAUGGGCACCGUGCUGGGCCUGCACGACCUCUCGCACCUCGGCUGGCCCGUCUUCGACGUGCCCUCGCCGCGAUGCUCGCGCGGACACGAGGACGAAGACGGCGGCGGGGAGGGCGAGGGUGACGAGGAGGACGAGGAUGCCGAGAGCGACUCGACGGCCAUCUCCAUGGCCGACAGCGACGGGGACACCAGCAGGGAGAGGGAGGAGGGAGACGGGGCCGCCGACGGUGACCUCUCGCCCAGCCUCACGCCUAAGUUUUCCCGGCUACUGUGCGACGACGAGUUCCUGCUGCCGGCUGGAGAAGAAGGGGAGGCCGAGGCAGGGACAGGGACAGGGGCAGUUCCUCUGGACAGGCCGGUGGUGGAGAGCCGCUACUGCCCCACGGGCAUCUACCGACCCUUUGUGGACAAGGCACUGAAACAGAUGGGGCUACGCAAGCUCAUCCUCAGACUACACAAGCUCAUGGACCGCUCGCUGCAGAGGGCCAGGGCUGCUCUCCUCAGCCAUUCCCCUGCACAGGAGUUCUCCGACUUCCCGGACCCCUUGCUGUAUAGUGACUAUCUCCCGGAGCUCUCCCGCCACCAGGCCUGCAGUGGCCAAUCAGGUGAGGGGGAGGAGCAGGACAGCGUGUCGUGGGCGGAGCUCCUGGACAUGGACCUGCCCUCGUUCCGGCCGGCAUUCUUGGUGCUGUGUCGUGUGCUGCUCAACGUCAUCCACGAGUGCCUAAAGCUGCGUCUGGAGCAGAGACCCGCCGGGGAGCCCUCCCUGCUCAGUAUCAAACAGCUGGUGCGUGAGUGUAAGGAGGUGCUGAAAGGUGGCCUCCUGAUGAAGCAGUACUACCAGUUCAUGUUACGCGGCGUCGUCACAGAUCCCCAGGGCGUGCAGACCAAUGCCAACAUCGACGAGUUUGAAGAGGACCUGCAGAAGAUGCUCCUGGUGUACUUUGACUACAUGCACAGCUGGAUCCAGAUGCUGCAGCAGCUGCCCCAGGCUUCACACAGCUUGAAGAACCUUCUGGAAGAGGAGUGGAACUUCACCAAAGUCAUCACCCCGUACAUCAGAGGCGGGGAGGCCCAGUCGGGGAAACUCUUCUGUGACAUCGCCGGCAUGCUGCUGAAAUCCACUGGGGACUUCCUGGACGCUGGUCUGCAGAAGAGUGGCGAUGAGUUCUGGGAAAGUGCUGAUGACAGCACUGCUUCAGAUGAGAUAAGGCGGUCUGUGAUCGAGACGAGCCGCUCCCUCAAGGAGCUCUUUCACGAGGCCAGGGAACGAGCAUCCAAAGCGCUGGGCUUCGCCAAGAUGCUGCGCAAGGACCUGGAGAUUGCUGCUGACUUUAGUGUGGCCAGUGGAGUGGCUGGUCUUUUAGAGGCUCUGAAAGAAAGGAACUAUGUCAAGGUGCAGAUCCCGGGGCUGGAGGAGCUGCAGGUGUUUGUGCCCUCAACGCUGAUGGACCAGUGGUCCAUUAUCCUGCAGCUGCUGAACGCGGCGGCGGGGAAAGACUGCUCCAAGGAGCCGGACGAGCUGGCCGAGGACGAGGCCUACCUGCUGAUGAGCAAGCACGGCACCGGCCAGCCCAGCGUGGAGGCCUGCUGGGCCCAGUGGGACGGCGCGCUGCUCAAACUCGUCCCCCAGAUGGAAACGGUGGACACACUCAAGAACAUGGCCGUGGAGAACCUGCUGCUGAUCGUGAUGCAGUCGGCCCAGUUGGUGACCCAGAGGAAGGCCUUCCAGCAGUCCAUGAACGAGCUGCUGUCCCUCACGCGAGAGCAGACCUCCAGCCAGCCCCUCAUCGCCUGCGCGCUGGAGCAGCUCAAGAAUGAAGCUCUUCAGCUGUGCAUUAAGAUCAAUACAGCCAUCGACCGCGUGGAUCACAUGUUCACCUCUGAGUUCGAGGCGGAGAUGGAGGAGUCGGAGUUGGCCACUCUGCAGCAGUACUACAGGGAGGCCAUGAUCCAGGGCUACAACUUUGCCUUUGAGUACCAUAAGGAGGUGGUGCGUCUGAUGUCAGGUGAGUUCAGACAGCGCAUCGGGGAGCGCUACAUCAUCUUCGCCCGCAAGUGGAUGAACUACGUCCUGACCAAGUGCGAAAGCGGCCGAGGCACUCGACCCAGGUGGGCAACCCAAGGGUUUGAUUUCCUCCAAGCCAUUGAGCCAGGUUUUAUCUCAGCUCUACCAGAGGAUGACUUCCUGAGUCUCCAGGCGCUGAUGAACGAGUGCAUUGGUCAUGUGAUCGGCAAACCACACAGCCCUGUCAGUGGCUUUUACCUCGCUCCUAGACCCAGCCCCCGGCCAGUCAAAGUACCGCGUUGCCACAGCGACCCUCCAAACCCAUACCUCUUCAUCCCAAACGCAGAUGGGUUCAGCUCUAGGAGUCUGCCCUGUGACCUGCGGACUCAGCUCUUCCCCGCGGGCCCCCGGCCCAUCCCCACCGGCCCCCCCCAGGGGGACCACAGCCACAACAAAGCCCCCGGCAGUGUCCCCAAUGAGAUCAGAGUAUCCGGUGUACUUGAAAACGAUCGCCUGUCGUCUGUUGCAAACGCGUUCAAAUCUCUCAGUCGCCACUCAAGCCCUACGGAAGAUAGGGAAGAGCCCUCGUACCCAAAGCCAGACGCCGCUUCCACCGUGCGCCGGAGCUGGGAGCUCCGCAACUUCAUCAGCCAAUCAAAGGACUCGGCGGCACGCCAGUGCCCCAUGGAGGCGGUGCGUCGCUCCAUCCGUGUGCUGGAGGAUAAGCGAUACGCCGAGAUGAAGCUACGCAAUAUCAUCGGCCAGGUGUGCCACACCCCCAAGUCCUACGACAAUGUCAUGCACGUGGGCCUGCGCAAGGUCACCUUCAAGUGGCAGAGAGGAAACAAAAUCGGUGAGGGGCAGUAUGGGAAAGUGUACACCUGUAUCAACGUGGACAGUGGAGAACUGAUGGCCAUGAAAGAGAUCCGCUUCCAGCCUAAUGACCAUAAAACAAUAAAAGAGACCGCAGACGAGCUGAAGAUCUUUGAGGGGCUUAAACACCCAAACCUCGUGCGCUACUUUGGCGUGGAGCUUCAUCGGGAGGAGAUGUACAUCUUCAUGGAGUACUGUGACGAGGGGACGCUGGAGGAGGUGUCGCGGCUGGGUCUGCAGGAGCACGUCAUCCGUCUCUACAGCAAGCAGAUCACUACGGCCAUCAACGUGCUGCACGAGCACGGCAUCGUGCACCGGGACAUCAAGGGGGCCAACAUCUUCCUCACGUCAUCUGGACUUAUCAAGCUGGGAGACUUUGGCUGCUCGGUGAAGCUGAAGAACAAUGCCCAGACCAUGCCUGGGGAGGUGAACAGCACUCUGGGAACUGCAGCGUACAUGGCACCUGAGGUCAUCACCAGGGCAAAGGGCGAAGGUCACGGGCGGGCCGCAGACAUAUGGAGCCUGGGUUGCGUGCUCAUAGAGAUGGUGACAGGAAAGAGGCCAUGGCACGAGUACGAGCACAACUUCCAGAUCAUGUACAAGGUGGGCAUGGGCCACAAGCCACCCAUCCCAGAGAAGCUGAGCACCGAGGGGAAGGACUUCCUGGCCCACUGCCUGGAGAGCGAACCCAAGCGCCGAUGGACUGCCAGUGCACUGCUGGACCACACCUUCGUCAAGGUUUGCACGGAUGAGGAGUAAAGGGGACGAGGAGCUCUCCCAGGCCUGUCUUUCACGUUUACAAAGUAUAGCACUACUGUCUAAGGCAUCUGCAAGGAACUGUGCUCUUCAGACACAGGAGAGGAAGAAGAAGAAGAGGAGGAGGAGGAGGAGGAGGAGAAGACGACAAAGAAAAAGGAGGAGGAGGAAAGAUUAUAUAUAUAUUUCAAAGAGGCCUCUGGCACACUGUGCAACACAUGGACUGGUGGUGUGAACCCUUCCCAGUGGGCAAGUCUUACAUGUAUAGAUGCGGAGAGGAUUUUUAGGGUUUGGUGAGGGUGGGAGAGGGCUCAGUGGAAAUAAAAUGGGAAGGGAUAUGUAUUGUACAUACUGUCAGAAAAAAAGGAUGAACUAAGAUCCUUGUAUAAAGAAUAUUGUAAAGCUUAAGUAAUUACAGCCACAUCUCUUGUUGGUGGUGAUGGAUUUUUUUUGUUUUUGUUUGUUUUGUUUUGGAAUGAGAGCAAGUAGGCUGUCCUUUUUAACGAGAACAAAAAAUUGAAGGCACUUUCAUGAAAGCGGUGUGUCCUUUUUUUUCGGUGAGGAAAGACUGCGGUGUGUAAGGAGAGCUGGGGAGGGAGAGAGGGAGUGUGUGCAAAAAACCCCGCCACUGGUUAGAAGAGAGGAGCUGUGGACACCCCCAACAGUGGUGUAACAUGUAGUGUUGUAAACCAUAGGGGAGACCAAACGAGCUCACAGUGUCACGAAACAGGUCCUGGCCACAGCAGACACGCCCGCUGCAACAUAAGGAAAAUAAAUAACGAAAGGUAAAAGAAUUUUUUUUUUUAUUGGACUUUAUUUCGUCGUUCUUUUAAAUUGUCUUUUUUUUGCCUGCAGAGCCCACUGUAAACAAUUUGUAUUUAAGCGUAUAAAAAGAAAAAUGGAUGUGCUGCAAUGCCCUGCUUGGCCAAGUAGCCAAUGAUGGCAGGCUUUGGAGAGCAGAGGCGUCUGAAGCGAACCCAAACCAAAUAAGAGGAGAGAGGGAGAGGGAGAGAGAGAAAAAGAUCUCCCUCUCUCCUGCUGCUGUACUCAACCCCUUUACAUCAGACCUACGCAUACAAGCAUCAACAUUUCUGGUCCUCCGCUGCUUUUACGGUGUUUGCAUUGUACAAAACAAUAUCAAUAAAAAAAGAACAAUUUUGUAAAAAAAAAAAAAA